Pneumocystis murina B123 is the source of this 2607-nucleotide messenger RNA. RefSeq lists its product as hypothetical. Gene Ontology annotation, cellular component: cytoplasm; nucleus. Gene Ontology annotation, biological process: protein import into nucleus. Bases 1 to 2607 code for a protein of 868 amino acids. The transcript has 13 exons. The record is from RefSeq and is a predicted model, not a curated record. NCBI's taxonomy places the organism in Eukaryota, Fungi, Ascomycota, Pneumocystomycetes, Pneumocystales, Pneumocystaceae. Gene Ontology annotation, molecular function: small GTPase binding; nuclear import signal receptor activity.
AUGAAUAUUAGUGAACUCCUUGCAAAUACUCUUUCUUCCGAUGCACGACUUCGAGCUGAUGCAACACAACAGUUGGAAGUCAUAUGUCGUAAUCAUUGGUCUGUUUAUAUGCAUAUGCUUUCUCAAGAACUUGUUAACGAGCAAUCUCCAUCGCAUAUAAGAAGUGCAUCAGGAUUAGCUCUUAAAAAUUCUUUGACUUCGAAAGAAAGAUAUAGACAAGAAGAAUAUAAUCAAAAGUGGCUUUCUUUAGAACAAUCUUUAAAACAGCAAAUUAAACAAAAUACUAUUUUAACAUUGGCAUCUCAAGAUGGAAAAGCAGGACAAGCUGCCGCACAAUUUAUUGCGGCUAUCGCUGCAAUAGAACUUCCAAUUAAUCAAUGGCCGGAAUUGAUGGCUACUCUUGUUCAAAACGUAUCAGAGGGACAAAACUCGAAUUUGAAACAGGCAUCUCUUCAGGCAAUUGGAUAUAUUUGUGAAACAGUGGAUCCUAAUAAUUUGGCUGCUCAAUCAAAUGCUAUUUUAACAGCAGUAGUUCAGGGUGCUCGAAAAGAAGAGCCUAAUUCUUCUGUUCGUCUUGCUGCAGUUAGUGCUUUAUUUGAUUCUUUAGAAUUUGUAAAAGAAAACUUUGAGAGAGAAGGGGAACGUAAUUAUAUUAUGCAGGUAGUAUGUGAAGCUACACAAAGUGAGGAUGUGAGAGUUCAAAUAACUGCUUUUGGUUGUCUUGUUCGUAUAAUGCAGCUUUAUUAUGAUAAAAUGAAGUUUUAUAUGGAGAAAGCUCUUUUUGGUCUUACAGUUCUUGGUAUGAAGCAUGAUGAUGAAAAGGUUGCAUUGCAAGCAGUGGAAUUUUGGAGUACUGUAUGUGAAGAAGAAAUAGAUGUUAAUUUAGAAAUUCAAGAGGCUCUUGAAAAUGGUAUCUCAUCAGAAAGAGAAAAUUUUCAAUUUGCUAAGAUUGCUCUUCCGGAGGUCUUGCCGGUUUUGUUGCAAUUGAUGUGUAAGCAAGAUGAAGAUGUAGAUGAAGAUGAGUGGAAUAUAUCUAUGGCGGCUGGGACAUGUGUUCAAUUGUUCUCUCAAUGUGUGGAGGGCAUAAUUGUUGGCCCUGUAUUGACAUUUGUUGAAGCCAAUAUUAGAAGUGAUGACUGGAAACGUAGAGAAGCUGGUGUUAUGGCACUUGGAUCUAUUUUGGAGGGACCUGAUCCAAAGUUAUUGGAAACGUUGAUGCAAGAGGCUUUACCUGUUUUAAUUAGUAUGAUGUCGGAUCCUGUGGUUCAGGUUCAAGAUACUACUGCUUGGACUUUAGGACGUAUAUCUGAUUUAGUUAUAAAUGCUAUUUCCCCUGAAAUUCACCUUCCUAGUUUGAUUCAUGCUCUUUUAAAUGGUCUGAAUGCAAAUCCUCGAAUAGUUUCUAAUUGUUGUUGGGCUCUAAUGAAUCUUUCUGAGCAGCUUGAUGGCUGUUCUUAUGGGUCUAAACAACAGACGUCAAUUAUGUCUCCAUAUUUUGAGAAUAUUGUGUCAUCACUGCUUGGUGUAACUGAACGGACUAUAAAUGAAAAUAAUUCUCGAACAUCUGCAUAUGAAGCUUUAUCUACUAUCGUUACACAUAGUUCUUUAGAUAUGAUACCAAUAGUAUCAAGGUUAUUGAUUGUAAUACUCGAGCGAUUAGAACGUACAAUAGCUUUUCGUGAUCAAAUUAUUGGGGUCGAUGAGCGCACUAAUCAUGAAAAACAUCAAUCUAAUCUUUGUAACACGUUAACCAGUAUAAUUAGGCGUUUAGGUGCAGAUGCACGUCCUUCUUCUGACAGAAUAAUGACCAUUUUGUUUCAGCUUAUUCAGAGUGCAUCACGACAGUCCAUAAUUCAUGAAGAUGUUUUUUUAGCAAUUAGUGCUUUAACUUUAGUUUUGGAUGGAUAUUUUUGCGUCUAUUUGGAUUCUUUUGUUCCAUUUUUGUAUUCUGCACUUUCUAAUAUUGAAGAAUAUCAGCUUUGUUCUAUUGCUGUUGGUUUAAUAGGUGAUAUUUCUCGUGCAUUAGGUGAUAAAGUGAUUCCAUAUUGCGAUAAUUUCAUGACUCAUCUUCUUCAAAAUCUUCAGAGCUCAGUUUUACAUCCUAAUGUUAAACCUGUAAUUUUAUCAUGUUUUGGGGAUAUUGCUCUUGCUAUUGGAAGCAAUUUUAUGAAAUAUUUAGAAGUAGUUAUGCAGCUUUUACAACAAGCAUCUAUCAUAUAUUCUACUCCUGAUCAGGGCUAUGAAAUGAUUGAUUAUGUAAAUCAGUUGCGAGAAGGCAUUGUGGAAGCGUAUGUUGGCAUUGUUCAAGCAUUAAAAGAAGAAAAAAAAUCCAAUCCACUUCUUCCUCAUAUUCCGCAUAUAUUUCGUUUUUUAGCAAUGAUGCAUAAUAUUCAUGAUAAAUCGGAAAGUCUUACCCGUGCCAUGAUUGGUUUGUUAGGUGAUCUUGCCGAUAUUAUUCCUAGCAAUCAAAUUUCAUCGAUGUUUCAAGAAGAAUGGGUUAAUGAAUGCCUAAAGCAAGGAAGAACUAAGCCUGGAUAUUCUUCUGCUACUAAAGAAAUUGCACGAUGGAGUACUGAACAAAUUAAGGCAGUGAUAAAUGGAAAAUGA